This is a messenger RNA of Melanotaenia boesemani (Boeseman's rainbowfish), 2236 nucleotides long. Its product is annotated as b(0,+)-type amino acid transporter 1-like. Gene Ontology annotation, cellular component: membrane. NCBI's taxonomy places the organism in Eukaryota, Metazoa, Chordata, Actinopteri, Atheriniformes, Melanotaeniidae. The record is from RefSeq and is a predicted model, not a curated record. The transcript is spliced from 7 exons. Bases 54 to 1478 code for a protein of 474 amino acids. Gene Ontology annotation, biological process: amino acid transmembrane transport. Gene Ontology annotation, molecular function: L-amino acid transmembrane transporter activity.
CUGGUCGGAAUAUUUUUUAUCUUUUGGAUUCUGCUCAGUAAAAUUUGGUCAUCAUGGUGGACAAAGGACGUGAACCCCUGAAAAUGAAGCGGGCUAUUGGACUGGUUGGAGGUGUAGCACUAGUUUCUGGAACCAUGAUCGGGUCUGGUAUAUUCAUGUCCCCUCAGUUUGUUCUCUCCUAUGUGGGAAGCCCUGGCGCCAGUCUGGUGAUCUGGGCUGUCGCAGGAGUUGUGGCAAUGCUUGCAGCCCUUUCCUACGUCGAGCUGGGGACCAUCAUUCCUGAAUCCGGCGGAGAAUUCAUCUACAUACUGAGGAUCUAUGGCUCAUGCCCUGCUUUCUUUGCAGCAGUCACUUUUAUCCUGGUUGUGAAGCCUUUCAGCGCUGCUGCGAUGGGAAUCAGCAUUGCAGAAUAUGCCAUGGCACCUGUUUACCCUGGCUGCCAGCCUCCUCAGCUGGCUGUGAAGUGCACUGCGGCUGUCGCCAUCCUGAUCGUUGCCACAGUCAACAUCCUGAAUGUCCGCCUAGCUGUCAGAGUCCAAGUGGUCUUCUUAGUGGCCAAAGUUGUAGCUUUAACAGUCAUUGUUAUUGGUGGACUGGUGGAGAUCAUUCAAGGAAACAAUGUGAUUGUGGAAAACUUUAAAGUUGAGAAUUCCUUUAAAGGGACUCACUAUUCUGCAAGUGGUUUGGGAAUGGCGUUUUUUCAAGGACUCUGGGCUUACGGUGGCUGGUACAAUUUGAAUUGUGUCACCGAGGAGCUUAAAAAACCAGAGGUGAAUCUUCCCAGAGCUCUGUUAAUAGCCAUUUCUCUGGUGACUGGCUUGUAUCUACUGGUGAAUGUGAGCUAUCUGACAGUAAUGACGCCUAACGAGCUCAUGUCCUCCAGCGCUGUAGCAGUUACCUGGGGGAAUAAGGUGUUAGGCAGCUGGGGAUGGAUCAUGUCGGUGGCUGCAGCCUUGUCUGCUUUUGGUUCCUUAAAUGGGACGUUCUUUAGCGGGGGUCGUGUGUGCUUUGUUGCUGCCAGGGAAGGCCACAUGCCUGACAUUCUGUCCAUGGCCCACGUCCACCGGCUGACGCCAUCUCCAGCGCUGAUCUUCACCACGCUGGUCUCUUUGGUGGUGCUGAUCCCCGGAGACUUUCAAAGUAUUGUCAACUACUUCAGUUUCACAGCUUGGUUUUUCUACGGCAUCACCCUGUCUGGGCUCAUUUACCUCAAAAUCAAGAAGCCAGAGCUCCCCAGACCAUACAGCGUUCCCAUAGUCCUCCCCAUACUUGUCCUUCUUGUGGCUAUUUUUCUUGUGCUGGCACCCAUCAUAGAUGAUCCCCAGAUUGAAUAUCUUUAUGUGGCUUUAUUUAUUUUAAGUGGGGCUAUAAUCUACGUACCAUUCAUCCAUUUCAAGCUUUGCCCGGGACUGUUGACCAAGGUGACGGUGUUCCUGCAGCUGUUCUUAGAAGUCGCCCCAGCAGACAAAAACCUGUGACACACAGAGCAUUGAUGUGCUUGGUGAGAGCACAGAGUGGCUUCCAUGUCCCAAAAAAGAUCCUGCUGGAUGUAGGUAGUGUUUCGCAUAUCCAAGUGGGUUUUUGUUACUGAUGUGGGAUGGGAGACAAACUUAGCACUUCUCAGUCAUCACCGAGUUGGAUUAUGCCAUCUUUGUUGAUUCCGUUAAUUUCUCUGGGCUAAAAAAAAAAAAGUUUCAUUGGAUAAAUAAAUUAACACCGACCUGAAAUCAAAUGGGAAAGCACUGUAUCUGUGAUUACGCCUCCAGUAGUAGAUAAACCUUAUCAGUGUGCUUGACAUGAUUUUUUGGUAUCGACAUUAAUAUUUAACCAGGCAGCAUUUCAUAGUUUUUGUUGUCUUUGUUAGAUUACUUUUCUUUUUCUUUUCUGAACGCAGUGCACCGUAUGAGUGUUUCGUUAAAUCAUAUUUAUUUCUAUUGUUUAAUUAUUUUCCGCUCUUGCAUUUUUAUGAGUGUGUUUCAAAUAUAUUUUUAUCUGUGUAAAGCACAAUGUUUUGCUUAUUGCAUGAAAAAAUUAUCAAUAAAUGUUAGGAUGACUGGAAUGACUCGGUUGGCUUCAGUCAGCAGAGAAGGUAAUUCCUUUUUUCCCUUCUUCUCUCCAUUGCUCCAGAAAGGAUAAACUAUUUCUAUGUGGUUUCUAAAGGGGCAUAAUGCUACUGUGUAUUAAGGAUGUUUGUCAAAGCAAAUGACAAUAAAUGUGCAAGUUGGUUUGGAACAUA